AUGAUGGAAGAAGCUCAGCGCAUCAUGCAGGAAAUGAGAAAGAGAGGCUGCACUGCUCAGAGGGACAAAGCAGGCAGCGAGCAGGAGAAGGCACAUAAAUUGUUAGAACUCAUCAGCAAUGACAUGAUAGCUGCUGCAGAAAUGAAACAACUCAUCCUGCUUCAGAGUGGAGACUCUCUCAUGGCCUCACAUUCUGCUGUGAGAGAGUUGGGCGAGCUGCUGUUGGAUGCAGAGGACAGAGUUGACAGAGCAAGGGGUCUUAACCUCAAGAGUCGUACUGCCCUACAGGAGCUGCAGCAUCUUAAAGCUCAGCUGGAUAAAGAACAAAGCACUCUCCAUCCUGUGACUGAAAUGACUAAAGAUCUGCUAAAGAACAUUACUGACAUUUUGUCGAUACUUAAGGAAGUUAAAAAAGAAUUUGAGAAGCGAGCAGCUCAGUUGGAUGCCAAGCUGGAAUACUUUCAGCAGUUAAACAACAGUUUAAUAAUAGCAGAGGUGGAAGCUAUAGCCCAGGCAGAGGAGCAUGCAAAGGAGCUCAAAAGAGUGGUGACAGAAUUACAACAAGCGCUUCAUACCGCUACUAACAGCACUUCACUGGUCAGCCUCCUGGGUAUAGGGGCCUAUGACAGCAUCAUUAAGGCAGUAGAAAUGGCUGAGAAGGCAGCAAAGGAGUCCAAAAGGGCUGCUGAUCAAACCUUAAAGGAUGUGAAGAAGGGAGGUCUGAUCAGCAGGUCUGAACAGCUGAAAGAUAACUCAAGUCAUCUAUGGAGGGAAACCAGAGACACUCAAAGUCACCUUAAAACGGUGUCACGUACAGUAAAUGCUCACAGGAAUCGUGUAAAUAAACAAAAGAAAAAAAGAAGAUCACUGAGAAUCGACACCUCAUCCAUCGGUGACAAACUCAAAGAGAUCAAAAGAGAUGACACAGCGGCACUGAUAGUGUCUGUGAAAACUGCUGCUUCUGAUGCUAACGCUACAGUCAGCAGUGUGAAAGAGAGACUGAGAAAUAUCAGCGAGGAAGUGGGAAGAAUAACUUUAACCAAUAUCAGUGUGAAUAUAAAUGACAUGUUGACAGAUGCAGACCAGGCUGUAAAAAGCUUCAACAAAGCAUUCCCUGUGAUGAGUGACAAGCUCGCAGAAGUCAAGGCUCUUGGUAGGAGGAUGUCACCUCACCCAAACAUGACAGAAAGCAUCCAGAGAAUCAAGGACAUAAUAGAGGAGACAAGAAACUUUGUUAAUAGGCUCUCUCUUGGCACCACUUUCAAUGGAAAGAGCCACAUUGAGCUUCACCCUCCAAGAGACCUUGAGGACAUUAAAGCGUUUACAGCUGUCGAUCUUCUCCUCAAUCGGCAUCACAAAAUCCCGGCUAAGUCUGAUGUGAGACGAAAACGACACCAGGAUGAACACAGAGAUGCCAACCUGUUCGUUUUCUACCUGGGCAGCAAGAAUGCUUCUGGAGACUACAUUGGAAUGGCUAUCAGAAACACUGUGUUGGUUUGUGUCUAUAAGUUGGGUGGAGUGGUUCAUGAGAUAGAAACCAGCCAAAUAACACUCGGAAGCGUGAACUCCUCAGCCGUUGACAGAGUUAUCUUCCACAGGGUUUACCAGGACGCUGAAGUGAACGUCACAAAGAACUUCACGUCAAAGGAGCGUGUCAGUCUCCCUCCUAAACGUAACCUCCCAAACACAAUGACAGGCGUCUUCGACUUGGAUCCAGGCAGCGUCGUUUUCUACGUGGGGGGCUAUCCCGAUUACUUCACUCCUCCAGUGGAGCUGCGUUACCCCAAGUACAGAGGAGCCAUAAAACUCUCCUACCUGAAUGAUAAUCCUGUCUGCCUUUUUAACUUCAAACAUGCUGUCAAUAUGGAUGCAAAACAGCACACUGUGAAGAUUGCACAGGAAGAGGUGUCUGAUUAUUAUGAAGGAAGAGGUUACCGCAUGGCGUUCAUAAAGGAUCCUGACUGGAAAAAGAGGCGACUGUUCAGGUUUCACACAAACAGCCGAGAAACAAAUGCCUUGUUAUUCUACAUUGGAAACAACGAGUCCUUUUUCUGUGUGUUUGUGGAGAGAGGCUUCCUUGUGCUACAAGGUCAACAAGCUGACAGAGAGAUUAGACUUCGGAGUGCUGAAAGAGUGUCUCUGUUUGACACGCAGUUUGCAAUUGCCAUUGCAGAUAAAUUAAUUGUGUACUAUGGGCAAAAUACGGUCUCCACAGAUCACAUUCAAACAGACUACAUCAGUUAUUACAUUGGGGGUCUUCCAGCAGAGCUCAGAGAGAGACACAACAUCACAGCUGCACCGCUCAGGGGAUGCGUGGAUAACCUGAAAGCAGAUGCUGAGAUUGUCGAGUACAACAGGACAAUAGGUGUCAGCAGUGGAUGUCCAGUCUCCUCACUGGGUGUUCGUGCAGCUACAUUGAAUUCGGCUCUUUCUGUCGAUUCUCUGUUUGCCUGGGACGAACAGCCAGUGAGAGUCUCGUUAGGCUUCAGGAGCACAGGCAAGCGGGGCGUUGUUCUGAAGAGCGGCUCUCAGGGCUCCGAACCUGUCCACAAUCUCCAGUUGUCCCUGGACGAUGGCUUUGUGGUUUUUCAUAGUUUUAAUUAUACCCUGAGGUCAAAUGAAAGGUAUAAUGAUGGAGUCUGGCAUUACGUGUCUGCAGUGGGGAAGCCAUCAGGGCUGCUGCUUAGCAUUGACAAUGUAAAUGUGAGUCCGGCACAUUCAGACCAAAUCAGCAUGCAAAGAGGAAAAUUCAAAGGCUGCAUUGCUAAUCUUUAUACAAGCAGGCCGAGUAUUUUACCUGCUGAUCUAAGCUCAUUAUCGCAAACUGGAGACAUUAUCUUUGGUCAGUGCAGUCAGCCUCCCCCACCGCACUCCACAAUGAAAAGGCCCCAGACGCACAACCUUAUUACGACUCCAGCUGGCAGUCAAUGUAGACCCCAGAGAGCAUACCAACUCUAUGAGAAAGACAGCUGGGUCAGUUACAACCUCCCACAAGAAAACCUUAAUUAUAGGCCUCACUUCUCUCUUGAUAUCAAUACCAAAUCGUCCAAAGGGCUCAUCCUCCAUGUCGCAGGAAGAGGAGCCGUCCCCCUCCUGGCUCUGUACAUGGCCAACGGCAAGAUCAAGAUGUCACUUGGUCAAAACAGAAUCAUCCAGCACAAGGAGAAGAGCAAUGAUGGCAACUGGCAUAGAGUUGAGUUCAGCGUGGAGAACAGCACUUUUCAUCUUCUGGUUGAUGGGAUCCGUGUGACUGAUGGCCGCUUACCAAAUAAUGAGGGAUCAUCUUUAGACCUGCACAACCCUGUGUAUCUGGGAGCUGGUACAAAAAGCAAAAACACUAAAGGACACAACAUCCCCACAGACAGUGUUAUCAGCUGUAUAAGGGAAUUCAAAAUGAAUGAUGUAUUUGUUGGUGCAGCUGAGGUGAGCCACAAAGCCUUACCGUGCUUUCAUGGGCUUGCAGAGGAAGGGACAUACUUUGGUGGCGGUCACAUCGUCUUAGAUAACUACUUCACCGUUGGCUCGCACUUUUUGUUGUCCUUCAAGCUGCGCCCUCAACACCUCACGGGUCUUCUCUUCCACGUUCAAAGUGAUAAGACCAGCCUUAAUGUGUUCUUAAUGGAAAACAAGGUGGGCGUCAAAGCAAAUGAUGGUAAUGGAGCUGUUAGUGUCUCAGUAACACCUCGUAAAAGCCUCUGUGAUGGAAAAUUUCACGAGGUUACAGUCUCCAAAAAAAGGAACGCAUUCCAACUAGUGGUUGACUCCGUGUCCAAGGAGAAAGCAGGCCCCAAAUCCACGUCAUAUUCAACGGCCCUGGAAUCGCUUCACAUUGGGGGGACAACAAAUCAAAAUGGAGCCCCUGUGCCUUCACCUUUUGUGGGCUGCUUGCGAAAUGUGAAGCUUAAUGGAAAGCCGGUUGCAUUUGAGAAAGCCUCCAGAGUGGUCGGUCCAGUGAGCAUCAACAGAUGCCCCGCAAACUAAUGAAAUACAUCAUUACAAACAGGGAUGGGAAUAGUAAACCUAGUUAGGCUGAAAUCAAGCAACAAUUUUUCCAAUCUAACGGAAUUGUAUUUCUCUAAGCUUCAGUUCCUUUUUUCCACCACGGGAAUGUUUUCCUGAUAUUUGCUCAUUACAAAGCAAUGACGCCAAACUCAUGAUAGCGAGUUGUAAAUCACCUGCAAGCUUAUUUUCUACUCUCCCUACACUGUUCCAGACUCAUUGAUAUUAAAAUAGUCGCCCUGAAGCUGAAAACCUGUUACGGUCUACUUUUAUUUCCCCACAGAACACUGAUAAGGUGAGAAAACUGAUAGAGACUCAGUUCAAUGCAGCCACAACAGCAAAAUUUGCCAUAAAUUUAGCAGUGGAUUUUAAACAAAUCCACCCCAAUCCCAUCUAUUAGCUGCGCUAAUCACCCUGCCUUGCAGCAAGAAGGUCUUGCGUUUGAAUCCCGAGACUCUGUGGCUGUUCCCCAUGGAGUGUGCA
Molecule: messenger RNA, 4482 nt
Organism: Pundamilia nyererei
Lineage: Eukaryota; Metazoa; Chordata; Actinopteri; Cichliformes; Cichlidae
Gene: lama3
Product: laminin, alpha 3
Exons: 29
Coding region: 1-3981 (1326 amino acids)
Biological process (GO): cell adhesion
Source: RefSeq, a predicted model, not a curated record